CAAAUGGCGGCUUUCGCUAUGUUUUGUUCGAUGUUUCUUAAAAAUUAACUGUUCGUACCAUUUAUUGCACAUCAUAGGCGAAGAAGUAAUAUUUGUCGAUUGAUUUUAUACUUGUGAGAGCUUCCGUCGACAUGGUGAAGCUUCAUAAGAAAUUUUUCGCUGGUGAUAAGGUGUUUGCGAAAGUUCGAGGUUAUCCACCGUGGCCAGCCAAAGUUGAAAAAGUUAUUGAUCCUAAUUCAAAAAACUCAAAGUAUAGUGUUUACUUUUACGGUACAGGAGAAACUGCUGUAUGUAAAGUGGAAGAGUUACAUACGUAUAUUGAGAAUAAAGCCAAAUUUGCUAAACCUAUUAGAAGAAAGUUCUUUCAUGAGGGUUUAUUACAAUUAGAGCAAGAACUUAAAAAUGACAGAAGCAAGUCUGGAAUUAGUGCUCUCAAAGAUGGAGCAAAGGAAAGUGGUACAGCAAUGGAUCUACCAACAGUCAGUGCAAUUGAUAGUGAUAUGGAAUCAGGGUCAUUGGUUAUUGAUGAGGAGGAAAAAAAGAAAUCGAUGAAAAGGAAAACUAUGAUGACUGCUACUAACAAUCCUGACACACCUGAGGUAAAAAAGAGACGUGGGAAAGCAAAAUCUUUAUCUGCAUCUACAAGCGACACAAAGCAAGAUACAGCCAUGGAUUCCCAAGGUGAGGAAUCACCUAAAGAAGUUGUGAGUCGUAGUGGGAGAAAGAUUAAACCAAAACGAUUUGCUGAUUUCUCAAGUUCAGAAGAGACAGAUACUGCAGAAAAGAACGAACAUGGAAGAGGUCGUACUAAAGUCAAAAUUGAAGAUUCUAGCGAUCAACAAUCACCUGGUGUAAUGCAUAAGAAAAGGGCUACUUUAGAAAAAAAAAAUAAUGCAGGUGAAGCGCCCAUAUUGGAAGGUACCGUAGUGUCUAGCACCACAUCCUCCGAUGUGCCAGGACGGCUUCUACUGGCAUUAACAUUUGCCGGUGAAUACGUAGGCAUUAAGUUAGACGUAGAUAAGCCAAAGUCCUUUGAAAGUGAAAAAGCCAGAGCGCAGUGGGAGUGGUCUAUUGCUAGAAAUGCUAUGAAAUUGAAAGCACAGCUGGAGAGUGGUGAAAUUUUGCCAGAACAAGUAAAAGAUUGUUUAGAGUUUAAUGUACAUGUCCCGGAUGAAGAGAAGCGGCUAUUGGCGAAAGACGGAGCACUUCAUCGAAAAACGAAUAAGCUGAGGUGGCUGCGCAUAGAAGCACAACUUUUACAGCUGGAUGCUCAAAUUAAAUCGAACCUUGGAUUGGACAGAGCAAAUCCAGACAAAUGUCUACAGGCAAUGGAUGAUAUGUUGUCGCUUCCAAUUGACCCCUUAAUGUUGAAAAAACAUCCACAUAUUGUGGAAACAGUUAAAAGGUUGCGGCGAUACAUUGGUAACUUAACCGACUGGAAACUAACUGAAGACGAAGAGGCUACCUUCAAACAAAAAGCAGAGCAAAUUAGACAAAAGGCAGAGCAUAUAUACAACAAAUUUAAGGCUAUGUUUACCAUACCCGAAGGUCAAUCAUUUUGGCAAUCGUUUUCGGACCAAGUGGUCCAUUUCAAAGAGUUAACGAAGGAUAUGCCUGAAGAAAAAGUAUUUUCUUUAAUGUCAGACCCUGCUUGUCCAGAAACAAAACUUAUAGAUUCAGCCAUAUCAGAGGACUCACCCGCAGACGAGAGUGGUAGUCAACCAGAUACAGACGCACCUGUUGAAGCAAAAUCAGAAGUGCCUACUAGGAGCGAGACUCUGAAAGAUCCAGAGGCCAAGUAAAAUAGUGACCUUUUGUAUCUGAUGAAAUGAAAAAAACAUGCUUAUUUUCUUUUGUACUAAUGUAGUACUAUAUGACUCGAGUGUCUUAAAGCAGGAAAAAAGGAGUUCGCUUUUUCACACUUGGAUAUUACCUUUGGAUAAAUUUUGACACUAUAUUUUAUUUAAUGGCUUUUCUAGUAAAUUUCCUCGUAAUUAUAACACAUCCCUCUUGCAAUAUCUGUAAUUAGGAAGCCGGUGACACUAACGAACAGCUUUCACUUUUUCAUGAAAAUUGGUUAAUCAUAAUGCACUUAGUAUAUAUAAAAUAGAUGUCAUAAUUAUUUCCACUAUUAUAUAACACGUUUUCUUUACGAUGCAAUUCAUUUCGAAUCUUGGGAAAAUAUCAAGAAAGAAAAACUACAAAAAAGGAGAAAACGUAUUUACAAUGACCAUAUAGAUAUCUUCGCUGUUUAAAGUCUCGCGAAGCUUAUUUACUUAAA
Dufourea novaeangliae is the source of this 2281-nucleotide messenger RNA. RefSeq names its product PC4 and SFRS1-interacting protein (gene Jasper). The transcript has 12 exons. Gene Ontology annotation, biological process: regulation of transcription by RNA polymerase II. The coding region runs from base 132 to 1802 and encodes 556 amino acids. Lineage: Eukaryota; Metazoa; Arthropoda; Insecta; Hymenoptera; Halictidae. Gene Ontology annotation, cellular component: nucleus. Gene Ontology annotation, molecular function: transcription coregulator activity; double-stranded DNA binding. The record is from RefSeq and is a predicted model, not a curated record.